CAAGAUAUACUGGAUGUCCUGUCCAGGCUUGUGUACUGUACACCAUUAGAAGAUAAUCUACAAUUAGUUUGACCGCUCCGUUUGAAUAUUGAGAGAAUAACAAACUUUGCAUCUAUUAUGAAUAAAAAUAGGCUUCAGUAAAUUAAACCGAGUAGUCCUGACGGUUUUAUUUGUUCUACACAGGAAGUGAUGAAAAAGCGAGAGAGAGAGUGUGUGUGUAUGUGACUGCGGAGGUCAGAUAGAGAUCCCAGCUGCUGACACACUUUGCAUCGUCAUCAUCAGAUUAAUGAAAUGUCAUGGAGAGCCGACUCGCUAAGAUCUUAAAAUACUAGGGGAUAUGCAGUAGAGAUAAAGUGAGAGAAAAAAACAAGCUGCAAAUCCGAAUCAAAAACUAUAAUAUGAACACAGACGAGUUUCGGGGAUUAGGUUUUGUCCCUCAGAAAGAGACAGUCUACAACAAACUCUUACCUUACUCGGACAAAUUAGACGAGGAAUCCAAUGACAUUUUGGCUAAAAUCAAAGCUAACCUGGGCCGGGCUGUCCAGCUCAGGGAGUUAUGGCCAGGGGUAUUGUUCUGGACCAGGAAACUUUCUACGUACAUACGACUAUAUGGAAGAAAGUUCAGCAAAGAGGAUCAUGUACUGUUCAUUAAGUUGCUGUAUGAGCUAGUGACCAUUCCUAAACUGGAGAUUAGUAUGAUGCAAGGAUUUGCACGUCUGUUGAUCAGUUUGCUAAAGAAAAAAGAACUUCUUUCAAGAGAAGAUUUGGAAUUGCCUUGGUUGCCCCUAUAUGAAUUGUUGGAGAGAAUCCUCUACUCUAAAACGGAACACCUUGGGCUCAAUUGGUUUCCUAACUCUGUUGAAAACAUUUUGAAAACCCUGGUCAAAAGCUGUAGACCGUAUUUCCCAGAAGAUGCUACAAAGGAGAUGCUGCGAGAGUGGCGGCCUUUGCUGUGUCCUUUUGACGUCACCAUGCAGAAAGCCAUCAGUUAUUUUGAACUGUUCCUGCCCACCACCUUGCCACCUGCGCUUCACCAGAAAGGAUUCAAGCUAUGGUUUGAUGAGCUAAUGGGACUUUGGGUCUCUGUUCAAAACCUUCCUGGGUGGGAGGGGCAUCUGGUAAACCUAUUUGCACGUUUGGCCAGUGAUAACAUUGGGUAUUUAGAUUGGGAUCCCUAUGUCGAUAAGAUAUUUACUCGGAUUCUUAGAAGCUUGAACCUUCCUGUAGGAAGCAGCCAAGUUUUAGUUCCAAGAUACUUGACAAAUGCUUAUGAUAUAGGCCACAUAGUGCUAUGGGUCUCAUCAAUGCUGGGUGGACCAAGCAAGCAAACCCAAAAACAGCUAAGUGGCUUGUUCAACAGCAUCACAUCUUUCUUUCAUCCUUCUAACAAUGGCAGGUGGCUGAUGAAGCUAAUGAAGCUUGUGCAGCGCUUGCCGGCCAGUGUGGUAAGAAGACUACACCGAGAGCGAUACAAGAAGCAGACAUGGUUAACGCCAGUCCCUGACAGCCACAAGCUCACUGACCAGGACAUUACAGACUUUGUGGAGAGCAUGAAGCAGCCUGUGCUGCUGGCAAUGUUCAGUAAAACAGGCAGCUUGGAUGCAGCCCAGGCUUUGCAGAACCUGGCACUGAUGAGACCUGAACUUGUAAUCCCACCGGUACUAGAGAAAACCUAUCCUGCAAUGGAGACUCUGACAGAACCUCACCAGCUCACAGCCACCCUGAGCUGUGUGAUCGGAGUGGCUCGCAGCCUGGUUUCUGGAGGCAAGAGGUUUCCUGAAGGCCCAAAGCACAUGCUGCCGUUGCUGAUGAGAGCACUGCCUGGUGUGGAUCCAAAUGACUUCAGCAAGUGCAUGAUAACAUUCCAGUUCAUUGCAACAUUUUCUACUCUUGUGCCUUUGGUAGACUGUUCAUCAGCUGUUCAUGAAAGAGAUGACCUCACAGAAGUGGAGCGGGAGCUGUGCUCAGUCAGUGCGGAGUUUGAAGACUUUGUACUGCAAUUUAUGGACAGGUGUUUUGCCCUUAUUGAAAGCAGUACACUUGAGCAGACGAGAGAGGAGACAGAAACCGAAAAGAUGACUCACCUGGAAAGCCUAGUGGAGCUGGGACUGUCUUCCACCUUCAGCACCAUCCUCACGCAGUGCUCCAAAGACAUCUUCAAGGUGGCCCUAGAAAAGGUCUUUAACUUUGCCACUACAAAUAUCUUUGAGACUCGGGUUGCUGGAAGAAUGGUGGCUGACAUGUGCAGAGCCGCUUCUAAGUGUCAUCCAGCAGAGUCUUUGAAGCUUUUUGUGCCACACUGCUGCAAUGCAAUAACUCAGCUCACAGUCAACGAUGAUGUUUUGCGUGAAGAGGAGCUGGACAAGGAGCUGCUGUGGAACCUUCAGCUUCUGUCUGAGAUCACCCGUGUUGAUGGUGACAAGUUGUUGCCAUACAGGGAGCAGUGUGUGAAGAUUCUGCAGCAGACACUCCACUUGAAGUGUAAACAAGGCUACAUGCUUUCCUGUAACCUGCUGCACCAUCUGCUUCGAUCUUCCUCUCUCAUCUACCCCACUGAGUACUGCAGCGUCCCUGGAGGCUUCAACAAGCCUCUCUCUGAGUAUUUUCCCAUCAAGGACUGGGGUACACCAGGUGAUCUAUGGAACUUAAACAUCCACUGGCACGUUCCAACAUCAGAGGAGAAGGCCUUCGUAUUUUAUAUACUGGACAUCAUCCUCCAACCAGAGCUGGUCAAGCUGCAGCGCCAUUCAAGUGGAGAACUGGAAAUGCCAAGGGAUGACAUACUGCAGAGCCUCACGAUUGUGCAGCACUGUCUGAUGGGCUCUGGGAGUUUCCUGCCUUUCCUGGAUGGAGAAAGAAUUACUGACCUUGUACCAAGCUUGGUGAGUUUGGGGGAGACACCACUCUUUACUGGCGUUGACUAUGACAUGUCGCGGGAGAACUACAGAGACGCUAUUUGCAGUGUUAUGAGGAAACUCCUGCAUCACAUUCUGGAAAAUUCAGAGGAUGAUACAAAGUCAUUGUUUUUGAUCAUUAAGAUUAUUGGUGACUUGUUACAGUUCAGAGGCUCUUAUAAGCAUGAGUUUGACUCCCGGUGGAAAAGCUUCAACCUUGUCAAGAAGUCCAUGGAGAACCGGCUACAUGGCAGGAAGCAACACAUCCGAGCAUUACUCAUUGACAGAGUUAUGCUGCAGCAAGAGUUGAGGAAACUGACUGUUGAAGGAUGUGAAUACAAGACUAUUCAUAGAGACCUUUUAAGGGACCUCCUGCGUUUGUCAACCAGUACAUACAGUCAGGUUAGGAGCAAGGCCCAGCAAGUUUUCUUCUUAACCCUCGGAAGUUACAACUUCUGCUGCAGGGACUUGAUUCCAUUGGUGCUGGAGUACCUGAAACCAAACCGGCAGGACAUCUCCCAGCAACAGUUUAAAGGUGCCUUGUACUGUCUCCUGGGGAAUCACAAUGGAGUUUGCCUGGCUAAUCUCCAUGACUGGGACUGCAUUGUACAGACCUGGCCAGCUAUCAUCUUGUCUGGUCUCAGCAAGGCCAUGUCUUUGGAGAAGCCCUCCAUAGUCCGACUGUUUGACGAUCUUGCAGACAAGAUCCACCGACAGUACGAAACCAUUGGACUGGACUUCAGUGUACCUGGUGGUAGUUUGGAGAUAGCUCUGCAGAUUAUGAAGUCAAAAAACCCAACUACAAAUCUCCCACUGCCCACUUCAGAGGAGAUUGAGAAAGGUGUUCAGCUCCAGCAGGCAAAAAACAUUGACUCUGUGGAAAAAUAUGAGAGAUUGGUCACUAGCUUGUUGGACUCCCUCCAUCAGAGAAAUCUUCCCUGGAAGUUUGAGCAUAUUGCCAUUGGCUUUCUUUCCCUGCUGUUGAGGGAUGAUAAGCCCAUCCCCGUCCCAGCAGUCCGGUUCUUUGUCCAGAGUCUGAACCACGAUGCACUAGUCGUUCGAAAGAUGGCAAUCUCAGCUGUUGCUGGUAUUCUGAAGCAGCUGAAGAGACCUCACAAAAAAGUGGAAAAGAAUCCUUAUGCAAUUGGUAGAUGCAGUGAACAUUCUGAAAUCCUGGUGGGAGACAGGCCCGAUAAUCAGUGGAUGCAUUAUGACAGUGGCAGUUUGCCGAGAACGAAAGAAGCCUGGGUGGCUUGUGCCUUUGUGGAGAAAACACACUGGGGAUAUUACAGCUGGCCUCAAAAACUGUCUCUUUAUGCCCCUGUGGAGGAACAACCAAAACUUGGUCUGAAGAGGGAAGAUAUGACCGAGGUGGAGCAGAUCAUCUUCGAUCACUUUUCUGAUCCCAAAUUUAUAGAGCAGUUGAUAAAGUUCCUUUCACUGGAAGACAGAAAAGGAAAGGAUAAAUUCAACCCCCGGAGGUUCUGCCUCUUUAAGGGUUUGUUCAGAAACUUUGACAACACCUUUUUACCUGUGCUGAGGCCCCACUUGGAGCGUUUAGUUGCAGAUUCCCAUGAGAGCACACAGCGCUGUGUGGCUGAAAUAGUCGCCGGGCUCAUCAGAGGCUGUAAACACUGGACUUUUGAAAAGGUGGAGAAGCUAUGGGAGUUUCUGUGUCCAUUAAUUCGAACGGCUUUGACGAACAUCACAGUGGAGACUUACAGUGACUGGGGAACAUGCAUUGCCACAGCCUGUGAGAGCAGAGACCCUCGGAAACUGCACUGGCUGUUUGAGAUGCUAAUGGAGUCCCCAGUAAACGGCGAAGGGGGUUCUUUUGUAGACGCCUGCCGGCUGUAUGUUCUACAAGGAGGUCUUGCCCAGCAGGAAUGGAGAGUCCCUGAGCUUCUUCAUAGACUGCUUCAGUACCUGGAGCCCAAGCUCACACAGGUCUAUAAAAAUGUGCGGGACAGGAUAGGAAGUGUUCUAACCUACAUCUUCAUGAUCGAUGUGAGUCUACCCAACUCUCUUCCGACCUCCUCCCCACGGAUCUCUGACUUCACAGCCCGCAUCCUGGUCAGGCUGAAGCCCCUGAUGGACGUGGACGAGGAGAUCCAGAACCACAUUGUGGAGGAGAACGGGUUCGUGGAGCAAGACGAAAGGACACAGGCCAUUAAACUGCUGAAGACGGUUUUAAAGUGGCUGAUGGCGAGCGCAGGAAGGUCCUUCUCCACGGCUGUUCCAGAGCAGCUCCAGCUCCUCCCUCUGCUUUUUAAGAUUGCACCAGUAGAGAAUGAUGACAGUUACGAUGAGAUGAAGAGAGAUGCAAAGACUUGCUUGUCACUCAUUUCUCAGGGACUGCUGUAUCCACAGCAAAUAAUGUUGGUGCUACCAGUUCUUAAAGAGGUCGCAGGGAGCGCUUCUUGGCAUGCCAGGUACACAGUGCUGACCUAUCUCCAAACAAUGGUGUUUUACAACCUCUUUACCUUUUUGAACAACAAAGAGGCUGUGCAUGAUGUGCGAUGGCUAGUGCUCAAGCUCCUGGAAGAUGAACAACUUGAGGUGAGGGAGAUUGCUGCCACCACCCUCAGUGGCCUCCUGCAGUGUAACUUCCUGACUAUGGACACCCCCAUGCAGACUCACUUUGAAAAGCUCUGCAAGACCCGGCUUCCCAAGAAGAGGAAAAGGGACCCAGGCUCAGUGGUGGAUACCAUUCCUCCAGCAGACUUGGUUAAGCGCCAUGCUGGUGUGCUGGGGUUAAGUGCCUGUAUCUUAUCCAACCCCUAUGAUGUGCCCACCUGGAUGCCCCAGCUUUUGAUGGACCUGAGUGCACACUUGAAUGACACCCAACCAAUUGAGAUGACUGUGAAGAAAACUCUCUCUAAUUUCCGAAGGACACACCUUGACAACUGGCAAGAACACAAGCAGCAGUUCACAGACGACCAGUUGCUGGUUCUCACAGACCUGCUGGUGUCACCGUGCUAUUAUGCAUAACCAGGUUUGCUUGGGAAUGUAGAGCUUUUGUGAGUUGUUUCUUUUUAUUCCUGUCUUUUUAAGUUUUACUUGUUUUAGUUUUUUGUUUGAAUUGCAAUACAAAUCUCUUUAUACUGAUAAAACAUUGCAUUUAGCUGCAGAAACCAGAUCUUUGACAGACAGUAGCAUGUCAUUCAAGAGCUCAUUAAAAUUGGUAUUGUGAAUAUAAAGAAAUCUGAACAUUCACCCCUAAUGUAAUUAUUGAAAUACAAGAAUAAUGUUCAAUGUAAUCCUGUCUUUUUUUAGAAGCUGUGUGGGCAGAGGUUGAAGUUGUUUCUGGUGAAAACUUUAAGCCAGAAAAAUGUUCCUUUUUUUAAUCAACUGAUCUGUCUACUGUGAUUUGAGUACAUUCAGUUCUGCCUUGAAAAGAAAUGUUUUUAAGGGAAAGAAUUUUUCUUUCUUGAUGCAUAGCUGCAGUCCACAGUAAAAUGCAAACAAAUUAAGUUUUUGGAAUGAGAAAUGUGUAUUUAUAUAUUUAGUACACGUUUAAGUUUCUAAUAUACUUAAUAUUUAAGGUUAACAUAAGCAGAGACAAUAGCCUGCCAGCUUUGUAAUAUUCUUGUACAGUUUUUGCUUGCAAGACUUCUAUUACUGCUCUGUAAUGACACCAACUGUUUCUCUGACAUAUUACUUGUGUUAUGUAUAGGUAAGAAAUGCAUUGUAUAAACUGUAGAAACAUAGCACUAGCCAAUUAUAUUGUACAAAAAAAAUGUAGUCUUUACUGCAAUGUACCAUUCAGACAUUCAUGUGUAAAGAUUCACAUUAUGUAGUGGUGUAAACUGUAUAGUGGUUAGGUCAGAUACACAGUUCAUAUGCCAUAACAAGCUUUUUAUUUAUUUAUUUUUUCUUUUAAUAUUUGUAUUAUUUCAAAAGUUCUUUUUACACCCAACAAAUGUGGUUGUUUAAAUAUACAUUUGGUGUAUUGUGUUUUCAUUGACUGCUUUGUGUGAUAUGCGCGAGUCUGACAAGGUAAGGGUAGGUGGCUUUUUAAGUUGUUUCCGCCUCCUUCAUUUAAAUAGUUAUGGCAUAUGACUUGUGUAGCAAUAAAUCCCUCCAUUGAACUCUACAAGUCUGAAAUCUUUAUUGCAUCCUACUUUCAUUUUUUUUUUUUUUUUGUGAAGACUUGAGUAAUAAAAAAUGAGGUGCAUACAGUUGCAGUUUAGUACUUCACUGAAAGUCAGAUAUUUAACCACUAUAUAGUGUAGUGCCAAAACUGCUGUGAUUUUAGAUGUACUGUUUGCAUAUUUUAACAAAAAGCCAAUAAAUGGAUUGUUUAUAACAAA
Polyodon spathula (Mississippi paddlefish) is the source of this 7207-nucleotide messenger RNA. Its product is annotated as proteasome activator complex subunit 4-like. Gene Ontology annotation, cellular component: nucleus; cytosol; spermatoproteasome complex. Lineage: Eukaryota; Metazoa; Chordata; Actinopteri; Acipenseriformes; Polyodontidae. The coding region runs from base 399 to 5885 and encodes 1828 amino acids. The record is from RefSeq and is a predicted model, not a curated record. Gene Ontology annotation, molecular function: peptidase activator activity; proteasome binding. Gene Ontology annotation, biological process: proteasomal ubiquitin-independent protein catabolic process. The transcript has 46 exons.